AUGGGCUUCCUAGUCAGAGCCGUGGGUUCCGGCAUUGGGUUGGCGUCCGAGGCCAUCCACGACUACCGCGCCCGCUCGCGAGGAGACGGCUCCGCCUCGCCCAACCCCGAGACCGUCAGCGCCUCCUCUCAGGCCUCGUCCAGCGCCCAGGCCUGGGCCCCCGGCACUGCCGCUCAAGAGCUGGGCCUAAGCCCGCCCUACAGUGAGAAGCCCUACAGUGAGAAGUCCAAGGCGGCUGAGGCGGGCUACGACGACGAGCACGACGACUCCUCCAGCGACAGCGAGGACGACGUCGGCGGUGCCGCCCGCGCGGCUGACGAAGCCGCGUGGGAGCUCGACGACAUGGCCGAGCAGGUCGCGCCGCCCUCGUACGACGAGUCCACGACUGGUGCCAGGUACGAAGUGACGCCCGGAGACUCCGACGAGGUCAAGAUCGCCAAGGAGGACCAGAUGGUCCGCGACAUGGUCCGCAUGGCGGGGCCCGCGCCGCAGCCCGUGCGACGUAUCCCUUGCCCGGUCAUCAUACCGCAACGACGGCCGCGUAACAAGGACCGUGGAUUCGUGCAUGCCUAUGCGCCUUUGAUGCAGGGGUGCGGAAUUGGCCAAGAGGUGUUCUCCAAGUUUCUGAAGGACUGGCUGAGUGUUAGCAAAGCUGAUCCCUGGAUCGACGUCGUCUUCGUCGCUGCCGGCGUCGUGGGUCUUAUCCCGGAAGUAGCAUCUCAAGUAGUUGGUACCGUCGUACAGGUCAUCGCGGGAACCGCCAAAGAGCUACAGUCGCGAUACCGCCGAAACACAUUUCUCGACAGGGUGAACCAAGACCUGUUCAUGCCGCGUGGUCUGUACGCUAUGGUAAUGGCCUUUAAGGACGUAGUGCCCGGGCAACAGCCGCGCGGGCCACUGAGCAGGCUCGCGGGGACGCUGGGCAAGCAGCUCUUCGCCGCCGAGCGCCUAGACAUCAACCAGACAGCGGCGAAGUACAGCAACCCCGACGUGAUGUCCAACACACGGAGGAAGCUCAAGGACAUCCGACUGACCAGCGGGAAAACGGUGGGAGAGGUCGAGUUGCCAGAGGCCGCGCCCUUGGUUUAUCCCGACCUCGACCGCGCCGCCGAGCAGGAUUUGCAGGAGCAGGGGAACGGAAAAGGGAAGGAGAAGGAAGGGAUCAAGCAGAAAUGGAAGGGCGCUGGGGAAUGGGUUGGAGACUACCUUGACCGACGCGCACAAGCUACCUAUGAAGGACAACAGUACCACCCCUCCUCGCUAGCGGUGCCAUCCUCAGCCCGCGCGGGCUUCUCUUCGCGCUACUCGGACCCCAACCACGCCGCCAACAGCGGCUCGUUGGUCUCGCUCCUGACUGGAGGCGCCGUCAACCCGAAGGCCCACCGCCAGGAGAGGCGCGCCGCCAAACGAGAGCGCAAGGGCAUGAGGCGCGAGUACAAGGACGAGCGGCGGAUGAUGAAGGGACGAGAGCCCCGUGGUCCGCGACGCGCAAGGGCGCCUCGCGGUCAGCGUCAGGGAAUCAUCAAGAAGAUCAUGCAGCAGGAUGUCAUGUACCUGCUCAUCGUCAACCUGCCGACCGAGGAGGAGGUCCAGAAGUCGGUUGCGGAUCUAGAGAGGAUGGUCGCUGCGGAGGGCGUGCAGGAGAUGGCAUGA
This is a messenger RNA of Anthostomella pinea, 1653 nucleotides long. The record is from the annotation of a GenBank genome assembly. NCBI's taxonomy places the organism in Eukaryota, Fungi, Ascomycota, Sordariomycetes, Xylariales, Xylariaceae.